Molecule: messenger RNA, 1387 nt
Organism: Megalopta genalis
Lineage: Eukaryota; Metazoa; Arthropoda; Insecta; Hymenoptera; Halictidae
Source: RefSeq, a predicted model, not a curated record
AGCCUCCCUGGGAUGCACCGUACGUAUAUUUUACACUUUACACAUAUGUCUGUGUACGUAAAACGAUAAAAUGACAGCAAUGAUAAGUUGAGCGAGAGUGCAGCUUGUAAUCGGAUAUCGGUGAAAAUAUUUAGAUCACGAGUAUCAAUAUUUUCACGCAUAAGGUUAACUUCAGUUUUAAGUUCGAAGAUUUUGACAAGCUUAUUGAAUAGAAGAGGCAUUAGAAGAAGAAAGAAAACCCUAUCAGGAUAGAAUUUCAAAUGCAAUGAAAAUAAACGAGAAAAAUAUGGUAGCUUUCGCAACGUCGGCUACGCCGGUGGACCGGGAAGGUUGGUUAAACAAACGCGGUGAAUUGAACCGUGGCUAUCAGAGACGAUGGUUCGUUCUCAAGGGAAAUAUAUUAUUUUACUUUGAUCGACGCGGUGACAAAGAGCCGGUUGGUAUGAUAGUUCUGGAAGGUUGUACCAUCGAAUUGGCAGAAGACGAGGAACAAUUUGGCUUCCAAAUAGUCUUUCAUGGCCCAAAUAAUAGAAACUACGCCCUUGCUGCCGAAUCUCAAGAAUCUAUGGAACAAUGGAUGAAAGCUUUAGCAUGUGCGAGCUACGAAUAUAUGAAAUUAAUGGUAGCAGAACUGCAAAGACAACUGGAUGCUGCGGAAGAAGAAACCACUAUGGUCGUAGCUCCUUCUCCGUCACCUAAAGCUCCUCCACGGCAACGUCAUAACCCCUUUAAUCGACCCGAAUCUCAUCAUCGGUCCCAGAGCGUGAGAUCUGCUCGUGGGAGAACAGAAAAUGUUCCAAGAACAAGGAUCACGUUUCGCGAAUUACAUACAAUGUACGGUAGAAGAAUUUUGGCCGAUUUGAAUGAGUGGAGGCAUGCGAGCAAAAACGCUGAGGCUCCUUUGAUCAGUCUAUAGUAAGUAACAACACUCACAGUGGCAUGUAAAUUGUACAUAUUUUGACGAAGAAUACGAUAUUGUACUUACGAAACGUUACCAGAAUUUCGCAUUUAUUUUUCUAUAAUAUGAAAAUUUGUAGUGAAAACGGUAACGGAAUAACUCGACGGAUUGUUAUUAAAACAUCACAAAUAAUUACGAUUCAUUGUAUAUAAUAAUAAUUUAAUGUUUUCACUUAUUAAAAUAGAUCCAACUGAAUCUAUCAGCCCUGUCUUCGAAUAUUAAAUAGUAGACGUAUAGUAAUAUGUAUAUUGUAUGUACAAGUGCGUAAACAAGACAUUUUCAAGCAUUCUAUCUGUAAUAUGAUUACGGUGUAAUCGAUUUAUCAAAACGGAAUUUGAUACAAAGCGAAACCGAUGAUAUUUUUUAUGGUCGAGGUUCGAUUUUAUUAUUGUACAGAGUAAAUAAAAUAAAUAGAAAAGUUUGCGAGCA